ACUAAACAUACUACACUUGUACAUGUAUAUACACAUAAUGUCACGCACGUUUAUCUCGACCAGAAAAGUCGUAAUUUUUAUCAUUGCUAACAAAAUUAUACAACAUAAAGCCUCAUAUAAUGAGGCGUGUGUGUAAUAAUAAUAAUAAUACUAUGAUAAAACGAAUAAAACGGAAUGCAUUCAUCGCACUGCAGGACCAGCACCGAACUAUUACAAUGUACCAGCGGCAAUAGGUUUCAGUGGACAUACGUUAAUUAAACAACGACAGCCUGCAGUGACUAUCGGACUGAAACGGAAAGAACCUACAGCGGAAUACCAAUUUCUGCCGAACAACCUCAGAGAUCAUACGCGUUUCGGGAAAACACACCAGCCCAACUACAAUUUCAGCUACAGGAAACCGACGGCUUCAGAACAUAUUCCGGCUCCUAACUUUUACAAUCCGAAAAUGGACUCGGUCCGACCAAAAGCGCCGCAAGUUUCGUUUCAAGGACGCACGAAAUUCGGAUGCCUUCAAAAUUCUUAUCCGGCCCCCAACCAGUACACGCUGAAACCGGCUAUACAACGAGCAAAGCCAAAGACACAAAAAACUUUCGCACCACGCUUUCCGCUUAUGUCUGAAAACGGACCAGCUCCGAAUUCGUAUUAUUUGCCCGCACCGGACGCGUACAAAUACAAGCGGACGACAAACACGUACGCGAUACCCCGACGAAAUCCGGUGAUUACGAACGAUCCUACGCCAGGUCCUAAUAUGUACAACCUGCAUAAAAAAACUGGACAGGCCAAGACUUUCGGGAAAAAACCCACCUACAAGAAGGUUACGUAUAUAACUUAUGAUGACAACGCGUACUAGUAACAGAUUGUUUAAGUGAAAAAUAUUUUUUUUCAAUAUAAAAUAUAUUCUAGGUGUUUCUGAACUGAAACAAGGAUAUCAGCGUACUCGGUAGGGUGACCUGUUGACGUCAUUUUUGAAGUUUAAAAAUCACAUCCAUGCCCUAGGUUUUAUCGUUUAAUUCUUGUUUCUUCAAUUGAAAUAAACAAUUAUAUUUCUUGCAGUUAUAAUGUGAACGAGGUGUGUAACAUUAUAUUUACACUCGUAGCAUGGUAAUUAAUAAAGUUUUUGCGUUGUAAAAUAAUCAAACAUUUUCAGUCUUAUGUGACUAUUAUUAACUUUGAUACAUUUUUCUUAGCAGAAAUUAAGUUUUACAGUGCUCCAUUCCAUCAUCACAUGGCAAAAUACCUUUAAUGUUAAUAAGAAUCACAUCAAACUGCAAGUUUU
Molecule: messenger RNA, 1276 nt
Organism: Sipha flava (yellow sugarcane aphid)
Lineage: Eukaryota; Metazoa; Arthropoda; Insecta; Hemiptera; Aphididae
Exons: 3
Coding region: 446-850 (134 amino acids)
Source: RefSeq, a predicted model, not a curated record